This is a messenger RNA of Penicillium taxi, 3777 nucleotides long. RefSeq names its product pentatricopeptide repeat protein. NCBI's taxonomy places the organism in Eukaryota, Fungi, Ascomycota, Eurotiomycetes, Eurotiales, Aspergillaceae. Bases 1 to 3777 code for a protein of 1258 amino acids. The record is from RefSeq and is a predicted model, not a curated record. The transcript has a single exon. Gene Ontology annotation, molecular function: protein binding.
AUGGUCUUCAAACCAUUAACCCACUUCGCGCGCCAGAGUUUCACAAAAGCCUUCACCCAUGGCUAUGCUCAAUCGGUAGUCGCUGCGUCCCAAUACGCGUCCACCAACACCCUUAAUCAACUCGCGAACCAUCCUGCAAAAUUUGCACGCACAGCUCAGCUACAGAAUGCCUUCUCCAACGCGUCCAGCUCGUCAGGCGCUGGCGCCAAAGCUGGCCAGGGUGCCUCUGGAUCAGGCGACUCCGGUCUAGCCGCUUAUUACGCCGCAUGGCAACACGCCCAACAGACCGGCGAUGAUAGUGACUGGAGCCAGUUCCAAUUCAGACGUCGCAUUGGCUGGAAGCCCUCGGUCGAGGAGGUCGAGGUCGUCGAGGGAGCCCGUAGUGAAUCUGUUCCUCCGCAUCUCACCAAGGCUGCCGUCAAUGAGAAUGUUGGUGCGCAGUUGGAGGAGGCUGUCGCUCGCGAGAUUCAGACCCAGGAGGAGCAGGCACAGGCAGAGGAUGCGGCAUCGGAUGUGACUGAAGCUGCUUCCGGUCCGACCUUUGGCGAUGUAGUUCUGUCUCCGGCUAUCUCGGAGGAGUCUCGAGUUGCAUCCGAUCGUGUUGUUCAGUUGCUCAAGUCGAAAAACUAUAUUGAAAUCCCUAUUGCCUUUGAAUUGCUACUGAAGGAGGGCUUGACCCCAACAGUCGAGGCGUACAACGCCCUAUUGGUCGCGGCCAUUCUACUCCACCCUGAAACAGCCCAGGCUAUUCCCAAGGCGCUCGAUGUGUACUCAGAUAUGCUUCGUCGAAGGGUAAUUCCCGACGAGGACACGUAUCAGACUCUCGUGCAGUUGUUGGUGACCCGGGCACACGACGCCAUCACGGCUAGGAAAGUGUUGGAGCAGGAACGUGUGCGUUAUGGUGGAAUGGAGGAGCCUGGCAAGUUCAUGCUCCACUCGAGUGAACUGGAGCGGGACAUUCUCGCUGAGGAUCACUCGUUAUCUAUCGCGAUCAGGCUUUUCGACACCGCCACGAACCGACACUCUCGCCUGGCCUUCUCGGUCGAUAUUUACCGCUAUCUAAUCACUGCAUGUGCUCGCGAGGGCCAGGUGGAUGACAUGGUCCGUAUCUAUGGGCAUAUGGAGAAGCAAAAUGUGACACCUCACGCCACAAUCUUCCCAUCCAUGAUUGAUGCGUUUGCGGGGACCGGCGACUUGAAAAGUGCUGUGGAGUGCUACAGUGAGUACCGAAGUCUUGCAGUCGCAGACGACAGCGGAGUUUUCUGCAUGGUCCGGCGUCUGGACAGUGCAGUGUACGCAGCUCUCAUUCGUGCCUAUCUAUCUUGUGGCAAGGAGAAGGGUGCUUUGCAAUUCAUGGAUCGUAUUCGCUCAUCUUUCGAUAAUGUGACGGAAAGUGAAAGUCGAUGGGCCGAUGUGGAAAAGGUGAUUGUUGAGAACGCCCUUGUACAGCAUUGGCUGGAUGUUGGCGAACCCAGCAAAGCUUUGGAAACGGCUAAGACAAAGCUCCACCCUGAGGCUCGGGAUCAUGCCAUCGCCAAAAUCUGCAUCUCUGCCGCUGAUUCGGGCGAUCUUACCACCGCCUCGGCAGCAUACGAUUCCCUAUCAACUUCACCGGCAUCCCGACAAAGCCCAGCUAUCUCUCUUCUCGCUCUUCACAUUCGUCAAGGGAAUGUUUCGGCGGCCCGUUCCUUGUGGAUAAUGCUCAACACUGUGGGUCAUGCAACCACGGAAUUGAUCCAGCCGACUGCCAUGUUCGCUGUUGCUCUCUUGAAAAGUGGUCAUGUAGAAGAGGGUCUACUGGAAGCUCGGAAUAUGUUUACUCGUAUCCGAAACUCUUCUCCUCCCAUUAAAUCUCCAACCGUCGCCAGUACCACUCGAGAGCAAGUCACAGAGUCCAUCCACCUUCUUGGACGUGUUCUACUACAAACCGCUACUGUUAUUUCCCCUCAAGCAUCCAUGUCGCUCCUCUGGUCCAUGGUCGAGAACGGGGGUCUCGUGUCUCCCGUCGCCGAGCAUGCUGUCGCCAGUCUCGGCCCUAAAGGUAUCUCACAACUGAACCCGGCCGACCUCACCCUGGCACUACAAGUCCAGGCCGGUAUGCUGGCCAACAACGACGCUCUCGUUUAUGACGUUGCCCACCCGAUUCGAUUUGCACACAUGCUCGACGUGGCGCUCUCGACCGGCCUUCCCCUUGAUAGUUACACUACCCAGUUGGUCGACGAGGCCAUUGGCAAGAUUUUCAACAGCCGCCCUGAUGUCGCAAAGAGGUGGCAGGAUCACCAGGAUGCCUCAAGUGCAGCUUCCUUCCAGUCCGAUCGCCACAGCCCUGUCUCCAUGCCCGACACCUCCAUCACAACCCCUAAUUCGAACUCCGAUUCCUUCGAUCCCUAUGCAUACGCCACCGACUUCCGAGGUUCUGCCAUGAUCGCCGAGGAGCUCGAGAAGACUACCGGUCGCGCGGAGGCCCACCUCAGCGAAGCACUCUCCCGUCUUCGAAACAUGCGUCGCAUUCGCCGUCACCCUCGCUACAUCACCUACGCCAAGUUGAUCACUGCUGCUGCCAAGGUCGGUCGCUUUGAGCUGGUCCAUGACAUCCACGCCAUGGCCCGCGCCGACGUGCCCCUGAACCCAUCUCACAACGCUGUCCGGUACGGCUGGGUGUCGAUUCUGGACGCCAUGGUCGCCGCUUGUCUCACCCUCGGUGACCGUAAGCUGGCUGGCCAAUUCCACCUCGAGCUGACCGCUCUCGGCUCUGCACCAUCUGCCAACACCUUUGGCCUGUAUAUCACCACCCUGAAGGAGUCGACGAAGACCUUUGACGAAGCCACUGAGGCUCUGAAGAUCUUCCACCGUGCUGUUAUUGAAGGUGUUGAGCCCACCUCGUUCUUGUACAACGCUCUCAUCGGCAAGCUUGGAAAGGCUCGCCGUAUCGACGACUGCCUCGCCUACUUCGCCGAGAUGCGCGCCCACAACGUUCGCCCGACAAGUGUUACCUACGGAACUAUCGUGAAUGCGCUCUGCCGUGUCAGCGACGAACGAUUCGCCGAGGAGAUGUUCGAGGAGAUGGAGUCGAUGCCCAACUACAAGCCCCGCCCUGCCCCUUACAACUCCAUGAUCCAAUACUUUCUGAACACAAAGCGUGACCGCAGCAAGGUCCUGGAAUACUACAACCGCAUGCAAUCUCGCAGCAUCAAGCCGACAAUGCACACGUACAAGCUCCUGAUCGACGCUCACGCCUCUCUCGAGCCCAUCGACAUGGCCGCUGCUGAGAAGGUUCUGGAGUCGAUGAAGGCUGCCGGCCAGCAGCCUGACGCUGUCCACUACGCCUCGCUCGUCCACGCCAAGGGUUGUGUCCAGCACGACCUAGACGCUGCCCGUAAGGUGUUUGACUCUGUGAUUUCCGACCACCGCUUCCGUCCCCAGCCCUGCCUGUACCAAGCCCUCUUCGAAGCCAUGGUCUCCAACAACCGUGUUGCCGAGACCGAGGAGGUCGUCAAGGGCAUGAUCAAGCGCAACGUCGAGAUGACCCCCUACAUUGCCAACACUCUUAUCCAGGGCUGGGCCAACUCCGGCAACGUCGCCAAGGCCAAGGUUAUCUACGACAGCAUCGGUCUGGAGAAGCGUGAGCCAAGUACCUACGAAGCUAUGACUCGCUCCUUCCUCCACGCCGAUGACCGAGAAAGUGCAGCAGGUAUUGUCCAUGAGAUGAUCUCUCGAGGGUACCCAUCGGCCGUCGCUAGUAAGAUUCUUGACUUGAUCGGCGUUCCCACCGUUUGA